AUGCCGGAAGCAGACCGCGUUUCUUGCUUGUAUAUGUUAACUGGGCUUGUCGGUGACAUGGAGACCGCACAGGCGGAUUCUUUGUUGGAAAAGGUUGUUCCUCUGCUUCGGAACACACGGAGCUCCCCAGACUUUUACGGCAACUAUGUCAAGGUCACCUAUGGCGCAUGCGCGCUGCUUGAUGCACUCGCCGGACGUGUUUCAAAGAAUCUUGUGGAUGCACUGCCCCAUCGGCUGUGUGAGACCUUGAAUGACCUUCGGGACGAACUCGGAGGUCGUACCUGUGUUUGCAAAGUCUUGCUUGCUGUAUUGCGCCGGCGACCUGACCUAGUGUCCAGAGAUCACUUGAAUCUGAUCCUUGACACCAUUAUCCACCCUUACAAUGAAGGGGUGCCCGAGGAGUUGUUGGACAGCGUGGCCACGUUGGUGCAAGAGAUGGGGGCAGAGGAGAUUGGAGCUUUCCGACAACGUCUCACAGACAUCAUCGUCAACGACGACCCGCCUCGCAGAAGAAUUGUCGAGGACGUCUUCGUCAUUGGGAAGUCAUACUGCGCGGCUCUGUUGAUCAAGCUUGGCUCCAGCCUCGACGAGCCGGCGGAGAUUGCCACAACUUUGCUCGACGGCUUAGAAAGUGAGCUUUGGGAUGGGAAUGCAGAAGGGGAAUCAGGCAUAAUGCUCGGUAUCUGCGCUCGAGGCUUCGCUGUGGAGAAGAAUGCUGCAAGGUCAUGCAAUCUGUUGUGUGCGCGAUUGCGUGACAUCCGGAGCGGAUCUGAGGAGAAUGACUUUGUCGAGGUGGCAAAGGCGUUAGCUCGGGCAGCAGCCGACCGGAUCAAUGGACGGAGCGCUCUUCCACAGAACCCGAAUGCCGCCGCUCAGAAUGCUGCAGCCAAGAUGUUUCUCGAUAGCCUGAUGCAGUUCACAAAGUACGUUGAAGAGGAAGGCGAAAGCGAAGGCGAAGGCGAAGGUGAAGGCGAAGGCGAGGGCAACGAGUCCGGAAACACGAUGCCAGUGCGAGCUGCCAGUGUGAAAGGACUGGGUCACUUUUUGGCGCUGGUUCCGCACGGCUCUCCAGAAGGUGAUGUUGCCCUCAAGUGCCUGCUCGAGGUGGCAGCAGAUCCCGCACAAGAUGUCUAUGUCCGCCUGAAUGCCGGUGUUGGGGCAGCGAAAGCCCUCGACGCCCUCUCGCCGGGACAGCGGGCCAUUCUACAUAAUCUGGGAGCUGAGUAUGUGCAACACGAGCAAUGGAUGUAUGCAGAACUCGCCGUCCAAAUCAUGUGCGGCCUCGCCCGUCAUGACGUCUCGCUCGCGCGCCGCGUUGUCGCUGGGUGUGUUGAGAUGAUCGGACACACUGUGCUGUUGCACGCUUCUCAAGGCCUCGAUUGCCUUGUUCGCGCAGCAAACCAACAAGACUUGAUUCAGCUGCUGGAAAUGCUCCGAGCGCAAGUGGCACAGCUCGGCGAGUGUCGGCUCGACUCCCUCUACGCACCAGGCGUGAUUGCACUGCUGCAUAUGCUGCUUGCGCGCGGACUCGCACGGCUUGCUCACGGCACGGAGUUUCCACCCCUCACUUCGUAUUUGCGCCUCGAUGGACUAUGGUAG
This is a messenger RNA of Symbiodinium natans, 1599 nucleotides long. NCBI's taxonomy places the organism in Eukaryota, Dinophyceae, Suessiales, Symbiodiniaceae. The record is from the annotation of a GenBank genome assembly.